AUGUCCCACCCUGAGACGAUGUUCGCUAAGAACGAUGAACUUGAGCUAGAGAGAGCCGAGGAUGCGCCAUAUGGCGACUAUAUCAAUGUGAAAGGCAGAGACAAGGCCCUGGACUUGCUCGCAAAUAGUGCUGUCUCCUUCGACCCCAACUCGCCGGAAGCGAGACGACUUAUGGACAAGAACAGUCUGUCAUUUGCUGCAAUCAUGGGAGUCAAAGAAGACACCAACCUAACGUCUAGUCAAUACUCGUGGCUAGGCUCACUAGUUUAUUUUGGCUAUCUGGGUGGUGAUAUACCCGCCACCUACCUCAUGCAACGCGUCUCUUUGUCCAAAUAUCUCUCUGUUAUGUGCAUGAUAUGGGGUGUGAUAGUCGCACUUCAUGCAGUCUGCCAUGACUUUUCCAGUCUAGCUGCAGUUCGAUUCUUCUUAGGCGCCAUUGAGGUCUCUACAGUUCCGGUGGCUAUUUACAUCACCGGCGCCUUCUAUACCAAGGAAGAGCAAGUCACACGAGUCGCACUGUGGUACACUACUUCUGGAUGGGCAGCUGUCUUCGGUGGUUUCUUUGCAUGGGCUAUUUAUCAUGCAAGCAGCUUCAGAUGGCAAGGACUUUUCGUGCUAUAUGGGUCCAUGACUUUCGUGACUGGAGUUUUCUUAUAUUUCUUCCUUGCCGCCUCGCCGACCGACGCCAAGUGGUUGACUGAAGAAGAAAAAGUCAUUGCUCUUGAGCGCGUGCGAGAGAAUAAAACUGGUACAGAAGUUUGGGAAUUCAGCUGGCCACAACUCAGAGAAGCGCUAUUGGAUGUUCGGUUAUAUCUGAUCUUUCUUUUGCUGGUGGCAUCGGGAAUGCCCAACGGUGGCUUAACUGCCUUCGGACCAACAAUUGUGACUGGAUUUGGCUAUGAUGUGCCUACAACACAACUUUUGAACAUGGGCUCUGGUGCGUCUCAAGUGGCCGGCACAUUCCUUGCACUGUUUGUUGCCAAGAAAACUAGCCGCACCUUUGCUGCUAUAUUCACGCUUUUUCUCGCUUGUGUGGGCUGUGCCAUGAUGCUUGGUAUACCUAGUAGCAACACCGGUGCUCGCUAUGGUGGAUACGUCUUGGUUUACCAAUCUGGGAGUACCAAGAAAUUUGCUUUCGGCUGUGUCUACCAACUAGGUUAUGCAGUUGGCAAUAUCAUUGGCCCUCAAACAUACAGAGCCAAGGAUGCGCCCAAUUACUAUCCUGCAAAAUACACUAUGCUCGCAUUCUUCAUCGUCAACGCGAUUCUCAUUGGACUUUAUGGGCUUAUUCACUACACCUGGAACAAGAAAAGAGAAGAUCAAGACAGGACACAACCAGAAGAUGGGCCUCAGGCCAUGGAGAACGAAGAGUUUAUGGAUUUGACCGACUUCCAGUUAAGGUCUUUCCGAUAUCCAAUUUAG
Penicillium arizonense is the source of this 1422-nucleotide messenger RNA. RefSeq lists its product as uncharacterized. The record is from RefSeq and is a predicted model, not a curated record. The coding region runs from base 1 to 1422 and encodes 473 amino acids. Lineage: Eukaryota; Fungi; Ascomycota; Eurotiomycetes; Eurotiales; Aspergillaceae. Gene Ontology annotation, molecular function: transmembrane transporter activity. Gene Ontology annotation, cellular component: membrane. Gene Ontology annotation, biological process: transmembrane transport. The transcript is spliced from 8 exons.